UUUUUUGCGGGAUCAGCUCUGCAGCAUCAGACACCGGAGACAAUCUGCAUAUUUCAAUUUCUGCGACGGAGACCUCAUGAUUGACAGCUGAGACUGACUCAGGAUUGGUCUAGAGUGUGUAUGGGCUCCACUUCAAUACCACGGCUCCACUUCACCAUCACUGCUGACUAGUGGGUCAUGGAGGUGUCUCACAGCCUCUUCCUGCUGCAGCAACUCAACGUUCAGAGAGAGUUCGGCUUCCUGUGCGACUGCACCGUCGCUAUCGGCAACGUCUACUUCAAAGCUCACCGAGCUGUGCUGGCCGCCUUCUCCAACUACUUCAAGAUGAUCUUCAUCCACCAGUCAAGUGAGUGUAUAAAGAUCCAGCCCACAGACAUCCAGCCUGACGUCUUCAGCUACCUGCUGCACAUCAUGUACACUGGCAUGUGUCCCAAACAGCCAGUGGACCAGAGCCGGUUGCAAGAUGGCAUCAAGUUCCUUCACGCCUACCAGCUGUGCCGGAAACCAGACGAAGGCGCAGUAGACGCCACCACUGACGUGGUCCGUAUGUCCAACCUGUACGGAAUUCAGAUCUCGUCCCAGCUGGCCAACAAGGAUGUGCCUGGAGUCCCCAAGACCCCCACAGUGUCCCGAGGGGCCCCAGAGGACGGACGCUCCUCAGUCCGGGGGGCACGAUCCCACUCACAACUGUCCCUCACUGUUGGACUGGAGGGGGUGCCUUCAGACCGCCAGGCUUCGGCUCUUCGCAACGUCUGCUCUGUGGCGUCUGGAGACGAUUCUGACAUUUCGUCCCGAAUCAAGCAGGAGCGGGUAGAGGAGGAGGAGGGGGAAGACGGGGAGGGAGAGGAGGGGGCAGGGCCAGGAUCCCCGUCUCCAGCCCAGGGCAGCAGUCCCAGUCUCCUCUUUAAAGACCGGCCCCUGGUCCUGCUGUGUCCCAGCUGUGGAGAGCGCUGCUUGUCCCCCGAGGGCCUCCGCGAGCAUCUAUUCAGCCACGCCCUUGAGCCUGCCCGCCUGAUGGAGGGGCUAUCGCACGGGAGACAACUGAACACCAGUGUCGAAGAAGGGCCACGGGGGGGCCAAGAACAGCUGGACGCUGGAUGUCUGGAGGAGGCGCUGAGGCAGAGCCAGGCGCUGGCCAAUCAGCUGGCUGCUGAGCUGAGGAGGAGUCGAGGGGGGGGAGGGGGGAGCAGCCCCACCCCCGCCGCCCUGCACUCCCGUAAACGUAAGAUCGCCUGCGCCGUCUGCAGCCUGCGCUUCUCCCACAAAAGCCAGCUGCAGGAGCACAUGUACACCCACACCGGCAAACCGUCCCGCUACCACCGCUACAACCGCCUCUGCAGCCAGCUCUUCCAGGCCUCCGCCCACUUCUGUGAGGGCGCUGCAGAGCCCGGGGGAGGAGGCGGGGCGCCAACUGCUGCCGCUGUUUCUGAGGAGGCAAACAGGGACACUCAGGACAAUGGCAGCUCCUGCUACUCCCUGGACUCUGAGAUCUCUCAGGAGAGCGUGGAUGGCGUGCCCGUGGAGUAAUGUCAUCAGGUGAUGUCAUAGAGAAAUCUUUCACCACAUGGUGGCGUGACUGAGCACACAGAGAGUGAAAAGACAAGCCUGGAGGGGAUUCUUUGCCAUUGCAGGUGUGUGUGCGUGUGGAUGAUAAGCGCUAACGUCAGCAGUUGCUUAUUUCAUCAAAGUGAGAGUCAAUCAAUCAAUCAAUCAAUCAAUCAAUCAAUCAAUCAAUCAAUCAAUCAGCUGCUGCAGAGUGGGACUGAGGAGACGACAGCUCUGAUUGGCUGCUGAAGUUUCAAAACCAAUCACAGGAGAGCGAAUGUUUGUGUCUUUAAUGUUCCCUCUAAUUACAUUUAGACGAACCUUACAAACAAACAACUGUCGUGCUUUUAAUGUGAAAAGACAGUCAGUUUUACUUUGAAAUUCAGCUCCUGUAUAGGAUCAUACGUUACAUUUUUCCUGUUUCCUUUUCCUGAUGAGAUUUUGCUUUAUUUUGAAGGAGUUAUUCAAAAGCAGUGGUCCUUUAAUGUUACUUUUUGUCGUCACUUUGAUUUUACAGUUGAUAUUGAUUAUUGAUCGCUGAAUGUCUGAUUGCUCAGUAGUGACGUCGUCUUUGUGUUUCACUGGGAAAAAAAAUCACAGGUUGACGUGUUUUCAACAAUCGUCUGUUUUUCAUCGUAAAUAAGUUUGUAAAUAAACGUCUUUUUCCACCAA
Messenger RNA from Hippoglossus stenolepis (Pacific halibut), 2217 nucleotides. RefSeq names its product zinc finger and BTB domain containing 25 (gene zbtb25). NCBI's taxonomy places the organism in Eukaryota, Metazoa, Chordata, Actinopteri, Pleuronectiformes, Pleuronectidae. The transcript has 4 exons. Gene Ontology annotation, cellular component: nucleus. Gene Ontology annotation, biological process: regulation of transcription by RNA polymerase II. Gene Ontology annotation, molecular function: RNA polymerase II cis-regulatory region sequence-specific DNA binding; DNA-binding transcription factor activity, RNA polymerase II-specific; protein binding. The record is from RefSeq and is a predicted model, not a curated record. The coding region runs from base 178 to 1527 and encodes 449 amino acids.